UGACUCGUUGACAUGGUAUGCAUAUCAAUGGGGCGGGAGAGGAGCCGCUCUUAAAAGGAAGGCACUGGCGUUCAGAGCUAAGACGGGUACAAGACAGUCGUUGAGAAAGACAGAAAGAAAGAAAAAGAGAACGAGCGAAAAAGAGUAAAAAAAGAGUCCUCAGCAUACGUACUUGGGAUCCAGUAAAAUCUCCCUGCCGACACUCCAGGGCACCGGCGCCAAGCCUCGGCAAAACUGGACUGUAUGAGAUAGAAAGAAAAAAUCGGGAGCGCACCUGCUGACAUGAAGUGUGUAACCGCCGCUCUACUCCUGCUCGUUAUCGCCUUGUACUCCAUCAACGUGGAAGCCUAUAAGUGUAAAUGUACAAGGAAGGGUCCAAAGAUUCGCUACAAGUAUGUUCAAAAACUGGAGAUCAAGCCAAAGUAUCCAUUCUGUCAAGAGAAGAUGAUCUUCGUCACAUUGGAGAACGUAUCUCGUUUCAAGGGUCAGGAAUACUGUCUGCAUCCCAAAUUGCAAAGCACCAAGAACCUGGUGAAAUGGUACACAGCAUGGAAGGAUAAGCACAGGGUGUAUGAAGCUUGAAUCACCAUUGGAUUUACAACUUUUUGGAUGAACUCUCUGACUACCAGUUUAUUUGAAAAAAAAAAAGCACAACAAUUACCCCAACCCCAACAUAAAAAUCAGUUUUGUAUUGUAAACACUUUAUUUACAGUAUGAUGGUUUUGCACUUUUUCUUUUGAAAUUCAUAUUCAGAUGUAGAAGAUGUAAGGCUUGAGAAGAGAGAGGUGGUCAAAUGUGUCGGAGACAGCCUUGCUUCUUGUGUCAUCCUAUUGUGAAGGAUCUGUGUGUGCUUCACAGAGGAUGACUUUUUGGAGGAAUUUCACAAAUACCGCCAUAUUUGGUCAUUCAUUUCAGAGCACUAUGUUAUUUACUGUUUAAGAUAACAUUUUAUGACCAAGGAAAGGAGUGAUUUCCAGUCUUUUUUUUAAAUAUAACAGUUUUCAUAGCAAGUGCUUAUCACAAACAACAAAUUAGGAAUAAAAAAGGCUUUGGGUACCCUAACUCCAUUUCAAUACUAUAACUACAUAUAAUAUUAUAAAAUAAUAGAAAACAAUAAAUAAAUGUAAAAGUAUUUUGAGAAAUGAAUUAUAACAAACAUUUUUAAAAAUAAUAGCUUUUUUGAGUAUACUAUGAAGAAUAUUUACCCAACUUCUCAAUGGCUUUUUUUACCAACAAUGUAAAGUAAGUACAGUGACAAGAGUU
Messenger RNA from Polypterus senegalus (gray bichir), 1263 nucleotides. RefSeq names its product chemokine (C-X-C motif) ligand 14 (gene cxcl14). The record is from RefSeq and is a predicted model, not a curated record. Gene Ontology annotation, biological process: antimicrobial humoral immune response mediated by antimicrobial peptide; cell chemotaxis. Gene Ontology annotation, molecular function: chemokine activity. The transcript has 4 exons. Gene Ontology annotation, cellular component: extracellular region. NCBI's taxonomy places the organism in Eukaryota, Metazoa, Chordata, Cladistia, Polypteriformes, Polypteridae. Bases 283 to 582 code for a protein of 99 amino acids.